AUGUCGUCCUCCACCCUCUUCCGCAUCGCCUCGCGCACAGCACCAGUCGGCUUCUUCAGAGCUUCCUACUCUGCCCGAUCAAGAGUCGUGGCGCCCAUCUUCGCUUCCGCAGCUGCUCCCGCCAUUGUCGCCUUUGGGGGAAUCCACAGCUUCAGCUCGUCUUCGAAAUGCUCCAGCGCAGCUAUGGGACAUGAGGAGGAGACCUUUGAGGAGUUCUCUGCCAGAUAUGAGAAGGAAUUCGAUGCUGUACAGGAUGUCUUUGAACUUCAGCGAAAUCUUAACAACGCCUUCGCCUACGAUCUCGUACCCUCCGUCAGCGUCAUGACCGCUGCCCUCAAGGCUGCCCGCAGAGUCAACGACUUCCCUACCGCCGUAAGAAUCUUCGAAGGCAUCCGAGCCAAAGUCGAAAACAAAGCCCAAUACGAAAUGUACCUCCAAGAACUCAAGGGUCUACGGGAGGAACUUGGUGUCACACUCCAGGAGGAACUAUACCCCCAAGAGCAGAAAUAA
Messenger RNA from Histoplasma mississippiense, 510 nucleotides. RefSeq lists its product as hypothetical. NCBI's taxonomy places the organism in Eukaryota, Fungi, Ascomycota, Eurotiomycetes, Onygenales, Ajellomycetaceae. Bases 1 to 510 code for a protein of 169 amino acids. The transcript is spliced from 4 exons. Gene Ontology annotation, biological process: mitochondrial electron transport, cytochrome c to oxygen. Gene Ontology annotation, cellular component: mitochondrial inner membrane. The record is from RefSeq and is a predicted model, not a curated record.